UGAUUUUGGGAGAGUAGUGUGUGUGUGUGUAGGUUGUGUUUACGCUUUCGUGUGCGUGUAUAUUUUGGCUUGCCGGCGUUUUCAUCGUAGAUUCCAAAACUUAGUUUCCAACAGAGUGAAAUUUGGUAGAGUCUUCUCACAAAACUAGUUCUUGGUGCUCUGCAGCACCGUUUGUGUUUUCUUGUUGCCCUGCAUUUCAUUAUGAUCAGUGAAGCUGAAGUCCUUAAGCCAAGCCUUGAGCUAGCCGUAAGAUAACGCUGGUGUCACUUCACCUUUCUUGUCCCUCCAAAUGACUUAAGAUCAACGCAAUGGAAGGCGUCUACGUUGAUGAACGGGAGGAUGUGCAGAAGAAGACCUUUGCCAAAUGGGUCAACUCCCAGUUGGUCAAGAGAAAUCUUCCACCCAUUGGGGAUCUUUUUCAAGACCUUCAAGAUGGCAACCACCUUCUCACCCUCCUAGAAAUACUUACGGGAAAAGAAUAUAAACGUGAAAAAGGAAAAAUGCGAGUUCAUCAUUUAAAUAAUGUCAAUAAGGCUCUACAAAUUCUGGAGCAAAAUAAUGUCAAACUAGUGAAUAUCAGUAGCAAUGACAUUGUUGAUGGAAGUCCAAAACUUACCCUAGGAUUAGUUUGGAGCAUCAUUCUCCAUUGGCAGGUUCAUUAUCACCUGAAGGACCUCAUGUCAGAACUUCAGCAAACUAAUCUAGAAAAGACCCUUCUAGCUUGGUGUAGACAAAACACUCAAAACUAUCCUGGAGUAGACAUAAAAAACUUUAGUACAUCUUGGUCUGACGGUUUGGCCUUCAGUGCCUUAAUACACCGAUGGCACUCUGAGCUUUUCCAAUUUCCUGCAAUUUCUAAAAUGCACCCAAAUGCUCGCCUGGAGUAUGCUUUUAGAAUGGCUCAGGAACUCCAUGGUAUUGAAAGAUUGUUGGACCCUGAAGAUGUCAACACUUCUCAGCCUGAUAAAAAGUCUAUUAUGAUGUAUGUCAUGUGCUUGUUUCAAUCCCUGCCUCAUUCUGAGGUUGAUGCUGACUGUCUGGACUUCUCCAUUCACUCAGACAAUAGCUCUCUUGCUUCACCAGUUGUUGAAUUGCGAUCUCCCGAUGCUUUUAGUGCGGGCAUGCUGGGGGUUCCAACUUCACGCCCUUUGAGUAUGGCCACAAAUGUGUCUGUUGAACUAUCAGGGUACCAACGUGCAUUAGAGGAUGUAUUAACUUGGCUUUUGGAAGCUGAGGACAGGCUAACUAAUGCCCCUCCAACUACUGGAUCACUUCACCAAAUCAAAGAACAGUUUUAUACGCAUGAAGAAUUUCUUUUAGAACUAGCACGUCAUCAAAAUGGUGUGAGGUCGGUUCUUGAGGAGGGAACUCACAUAAUUCAAGAAGGUGGCUUAUCUCGAGAUGAAGAAGAUGAAGUUCGUAUUCAAAUGAAAUUACUCAACUCAAGAUGGGAAGAUUUACGAGUCAAAGCCAUGGAGCGCCAAACAAAGAUUCAUGAGGUCUUGAUGCAAAAGCAACAAGAAGAGCUUGACAGCUUCAGGCAAUGGUUAACCGUCACUGAAGAUAGAAUCUCUCGAAUGGCUAAAAUGGGACCAACACAUGCGGAUCUUAUGAGACAAAUUGAACAACAUCCUAUUCUUCACGCAGACUUAAAAAAGCAGGAUGCUUUGGUUGAAGAAUUGUCCCAUAUGGUUGUAGUAGUGGAUGAUAACAGCCCUGACAGUGAUGGAGUUUCUCACAUGGAAGACCAGAUGACGGCUCUAAGUGAACGUUGGUCACACAUCCUUAAAUGGACUCAAGAAAGGUGGCAACGUUUACAGGAAGUAAACAAUGCCUGGGCUGAUGUAUCUGGCAGAUGUGUUCUUCUGCAAGUGUGGUUGGACUCAAAAGAAAAGCUCCUCAAAGGAAUGGAAGCAGAUCCUGCAUUCGAAAUUGGACAGGUCCUGGAAAGAAUUAAAACUCUGCAAACUGCAAGACGCGAAAUGGAUGCCCAACAAUCAAGCUUGGAAAACUUACAAGAAGAAACAACUGAGCUGGAUUCAAAAUUAUCUCCUGGUUGGACCGCUGAGAUACAAGAAAAAAUUGAAACUAUUCAGGAUAAAUGGGAGGCUCUAUCCCAAAUAAUAGAAGUACAAGCACAAAGGAUAUGCAACUCUGGCUUUGAAUUCAACCUUCAUGGGGGAACCACUGAAGAAAAAGAUACAAGUGCUGCUAGUGAGCCUAAACGGCGUAGAACCGGCACAGUUAAAAAAGUGAAGUUUGAGUCAUCGUUAGAUCAGUUAAAUACCUUCAUGGAAAGAACUGACCAACUAGUAGAGCAGGUUACAGCUAAUAUUAAAGACAUUCCUGCAGAGCUUCAACAAAAGCUGGAUGAAAUAAGCGUAGAGAUAACUGUUCGCCAAACAGAUCUUCAGAAACUUAUCCGGUUAGGUCAGGAACUUGCCAUUGAAAUGCAAGCAGACGGAGCAGAUGAUAUGUCUGUCUAUAAUGAACAGCAGAAAUGGAUGGAUGCUGAACAAAGAAUGAUUCACUUAUCUUCCAAAGUCCAGGCAACAUGUCAGGCUGCUCAGUAUCAUCAGGAUGUGACCACGGUCAAAAGUGAGCUGUCAGCAAUAUCAGGACUACUUGAUGGCCACCGAAAGUGGCUAGAGAAAAUUGAUUCUUCUUCCAAAGCUAGUUCCCCAUCAGUUUUAGCCGACCAAAUGAGGGUCAAAUUAAAGUCCAUGCGAUCACAUGAUGAUCGUCUCCUAAGAUUAAAACAAAUUACUCAACAGAUUUCUGAAAAUGAUCAAACUGACCAACAACUCAUACAGCAAGUCACUGAUCUAGGAGAUAACUGGACACAUCUACAACAAAGAUAUGUUGACCAUCAAACUAAACUAAGUGGUGGCUCUGGCUUUGCUGCUGAGAAAGAAGAGGCAGCUGAUGUAGUAAUGAAACAACUUAAAUCACCUUCUCCUGCCAUGAAGAAAAUUUCUGAUUGGGUCAAUUCUGCAGAAAGCAACCUUCUUUCUGACCAUGUUGUACUUGCAGAUCUUGCUGCCAUGGAGGAACAAUUAAAGAGGUUCCAGGACCUGAAAAAUGAAUUGGAGAAAAAUGAAAAACUGCUUGACAAGCUUAGCAAGGAAGCAGAGGGCGAAGAUUUUGUGGAGCUCAGCACUCGAUGCAGUGAUAUAAAAGCCAUUCUACAUGAACGUCAAUCCAAACUUCAACCUUAUAUUGAUACGAUGCGUCAGUUCUCAGAAGAAGUAGCUGGAUUGACUGCAUGGCUUCAGGAUGUCGAAAGCUUUUUGCAAGCUGAGAAGCAGCUUCCUGUUGGUGAUUUAGCAACCCUUGAGGCUCAACUUGAGCAAUCAAAUGCAUUGCAAGAUGAUAUAGAGACACUGGAGCGCAAUGUGCAGAAUAUAUCGGCAUCACUUUCUAAACUAAAAGAAAGUGCCACUGAUUCCUUUGCCUCUCAGUUAAGUUCUAAACAUGAGGCUCUUAUGAAAAAGUGGGGAAAUGCCGUUGAGGGUGCUAAAAAACACAAUGUUAGCUUGAAAAAUGUACAUGGAAAGAGUCAAUCGGUCAUAUCUGGAAUUGAAGAAUUCUCUACCUGGUUAGCUGCUCUUGAAAAAGAAGUACCAACUGUUGGAAAUGCUUCAUCAUCAGCAGAAUUGUUCCAGUUAAAAGGAAGGUAUCAGUCUCUGAAACAGAAAGUUGAAAAUCGCACAGAGUCUUUCCGGCAGUUGAAUGAAACAGGAAAUGACUUGAUGCUGAGUAGUGAGGGACCAUCUGUUCAAGAAUUGGCCCGUCGUUUCACUCAACUGAAUGCCAAGUGGACGGAAGUUACUGACAUCAUCUUUGAGAAAUUCCGUGUUUUGCAAGAUGCUUCCCAUCAGUAUGGAGAAUUUAAAGCCCUUGUAGCUCAGGAGAUGGAUUGGCUUGAUAAGCUAGAAAAACGACUCAGGAAAUCCCCAAAAUCAGCUGCUGAUGCAGAAGAAAUAUCAGAGGAAUUGGAUGAUUUAGAAAACUACAUCCGGAACCACCCUGAUGCAAGGUUGGCUCGAAUUCAAGAAAUUGGCCGGGCUUUGGAGGAAGAUGGAGUCAUGUCGGAAAUGGUGAAAGCUGAAGUUGCAGCUGCAACCAAUCGGUGGAACCAGCUCAGUCAACAAGCUAGAGACCGCACAGUCUUGUUAGAAGUUUCGGCUGCUGAGGCACAGGAAUCUGAAGGUCAAAUAUUGGAGCUACAGGACUGGUUAACUCACGUAGAUGCCUUAAUAACAGCUCGUCUGCAAAAUGACAUAUUUGCGGAUGACUUACCAGAUGAUGAUCAGCGUUUGGUUGAUGAAUUUGAAACACAGUCAAACACACUAGCUGAAAUGAGUGAACAGGUUGCUUCAUAUGAGAAAUCAGGCAAACAGGAGGCAGCUUCCCGUCUCAGAGAGCAGAUGCAGCUGUUGGAGAAACGGUUCAAAGAGGUGCAGGAAAGAUUCAAGCAGUUCCAUUCAAGCUCAUCAGACCUAGAACCUCGUCUUACAAGAGUGUUAAGAGAGCUAAGAGGUGUUGAGGAGGCGACUUGUCUUCUGGACAUAGCUUCAGAUGACCUGGAAGGAAUUGAAGGCCAGCUUAAACAUUGCAUGAGGUUCUAUUGCACUCUAAGUGACCUCAAAGGGGAAGUUGAAACGAUUAUUAAGAAAGGAAGAGAUAUGGUCAAUGAUAGCAACACAACUGACCCAGAAAAGCUCAACUCAAAACUAGACUCUCUGAAAGAUCUUUAUAAUAAGCUUGGGUCACAAAUAGCUGAAUCCAAGCAAGCAUUGGAAAAUGCCCAAGAACUAUCCCUUGGUAUGCACAGGGACAUACCUGCCCUUAAUGAAUGGAUGGACAUGGUUGAGUCAGAACUAGAUGAACGGGAAGCUCUACCAAUGGCACGACGUGAUCUUGAGUCAGAAAGGGCAUUUCUCAAGCACUGUUUACAGGAGCUCUUGGAGGAAGAAGUGCCACAGUGGGAAACUAUGCGUGAUCGUGUCAGGUCCUCCUACAAGACUUUCUCAUCCAUAUGUGACCCAGUGUAUCUAGAGGUACUGCAAGAGCGUGUGAGUGAUGUCAUGCGUAGAUGGGACCAAGUUAUUGAGAGAGCCACAUUGACACGGACCACUGUAGAGGGCUUGGAACAAGUUUCCAAUCACAGCCCAGGAUUAAACCAAUCACAGGUAUCUUCUUGUGAUGCUGGAAUACCUUCAGAAUCUGCGAUUGUGGGAAUAGGAAACCCAGCAUUUGAAGACCUGGAUGAUAGUCUGCCUUCGAUCAACUUUGCAGAAGAACUUUCUGGGAAGGAAGAUGGACCUAGAAUUAAUAAAUCUGAAAGGACUUUCAGAGAAAAUACAAGCAGAGUUCCUCAGAAGCAUAGCGAUGAAGCAGAUGAUACGUUCCGACUUGCUAAAGACAGUUCUCUCUUCUCUCGGGUGUCAGACAAUAAUCUUACAUCUUCUGAUGUUGGAGAACUGUGUUACCAUGAGCCUAGGGAACAAAAACUGCAAAUGGUAGAGGUGAAAGCACUGGAAAUUAUCAAAUCAGUUGUCACUGCUGUCGAGCCCAUGGAAGUUUAUCCAAGCAGUUCAUGCCAUGUGGGACCUCAAACUGUAGAGAUGGUUGAAAUUCCGGAAGAUACUGAAGAGUCUGCCCCUGACACAGAUUCUGAUUCACCUGCUUUAACAAGACGAAUUUCUCCACUUCCUGUUCAUGUUAAAAGUUUCUCAGAAAUAUUAUUGAAAGGUAAAGGUGAAAAGCCAGUGCCUUUUCCCAGAAAUACCGAAUCAGCAAAACCAAUACAAGUGGUUGAAGUGAAGCCCGAUGAGACUGCUCCUCUCUGUUUGGAAAUGACAGAUCGUGUAAACAGAACGGAAGAGACAACAGUAACUGCAUGGAGGUUCAAUGACUCAAAGGAUGGUCUCGCUCAAUCGACACCUGAGAUAGUAAAAGAUGCAGGGCCAAAACUAACAUUACGUAAGGAAGUCGAGGUUUCAAAAACAUACCAGUUGAUUGGAAAUUACAGUUCAGACUCAGAGGAAAAGAAUCAGCAAAGACUCAAGAGUUUAACAAAACAUAGUGAUGGCUCUGAAGCCAUGACAUCAGCGUCAACCAGUAGAAUUGUCCCCAGGAGAGGAAAGCGAACAGUGACUCAGUAUCCCGAAGAGAGGUUGACAGAAGAAGGAAACUGGGAUCAUAUUAAACGAGUGAAGACAGAAUCUAUCAGAGAUGCCGAAGAUUGGGAUAGAGAUAGUUUCUAUGGUAGUGACAAAGAAACUGAUGAUGUUGUUGAAUUUUCUGACAAUGAUUCAAUUGUGGCGGCUGUGACUUCUCAUGCGAUUAUCGAAACCUCGGAAGAUGAUAUCUCGAGUUCGGAUGAUGAGGAUCCUGCGUUCUACAACCAAACUGCUGUUGGCAAGGCUAGUCUUUCUGGUCAAGGAAAGGUAGUUGAUGUCAAUGACAGCAACAGAACAGGAGAGUUUGAGAAGCAUGUGGAUGAAGCUCUUAAAACUCCCCGUGUGAGUACAUCAGUAGAUUUCAAGAGUGCAGACAAAGAUGUUGCUAACUUCGAAACCGAAGCACAGCACAUGUUAGAGCGAAUGGAUCAGAUGCUACUUGUUGUAAGAAACAUAAAUCAGCAGACAGAUCCAACUCACAGACUGGAGACUCUAGAAAAUGAAAUUGUAGCUCUUGCUCCUGAUGCUGCAACUCUGAUAAGCCGUGGAGAUGGUUUAGUGCUUGUGGUGCAUGCUUCGGAUCCAGAGAAAGCAGAAUUGCUGAAGAGGACUUCUCUAGACAGACUUCGAAGCAAGUGGAGUCAAGUUAUGUCAGAAACUGAGGUGCGGAAAACUGAAGCUCAGCGAGCUGAAGUUACAUUGCGUGAAAUGAACAAACUAAUUCGAGAGGUAGAUUCCUGGCUCCCCAAUGUCAAGAGAAAGUUGCAGCAUGCUAAUAACGAUGAGGAACAGCUUCAGGCUUUGCAAGGUGAGGUCUCUGAGAAGGAGAAGAUGAUGAGGCAGUUGUCAGAACUGGCUGCAGAGCUAGAUAUCCAGCAAGCAUCCGAUGCUGCAAGUGAGAAAUUGAAGCCUCUAACUACUCGUUGGGAAGAGCUACAAGAAGAACUGCUGAGGUUCCAGAAAAACCACAAACAUGACAAAGUGGUUGAUGUCAGUGGUGCCAAUGCUGCUUCUGACUUUGUUGUGCAAGUCAACAAAGUUCGUGAGUCUACAUCAAGUGUUUCACGGCAACUCAGUGCUCAUCCUCUCGGUGGCAGAGACUAUGAGGCUUUUCCAGUUCAGGAAGAAGCUCUAAAGGCUGUUCGUGAAACAUUGGCAUCCAUAAAGCCUCAGGUAGAAAAAGUUGAAAGCGAGCGGGACUCAGUCAUACGCUUAGCGUCUUCCCCAGAUGUUGCUGGUCAAGUGAGACGAGUAUUGGACAAGCUUAGAGAAGAGUGGUCUCAGGUCAAUCGUUCUUAUGCAGAAAGACAUUCAAGGUGGUUGUCAGCACAAGAAGUGUGGAUGAAUAUCCAGUCCGAAUCAAAGCAGUUUUCUGAGUGGCUUGACACUGCAGAAAGUGUCAUUAAUGAAUGGAAAAAUUCUGAUUUGCCAAUUGAUGUGGCAAAGGUAAAGCAGAAGGAUCUCGAAAAGCAGGUAACGGUGAAGCACCGAAUGAUGAACAACUUGAGCUCUACGUGUCGCGAUGUGACUGGGAGGCUCGGCCCUGAUCAGGACCCUUUCAGUAGAGAAAUGUCCUUAAAGGUGGACGAAUUAAGAAAACGGUGGCAAGCCGUCCUCGCGGAACUGACCGCGCAGAGGGACAAAAUUGCUGCCACCAUCUCCCCGACGAAGGAUGCCGCCAGAGGCGCUCAGGAGGCAGCCCAGGCGUGUCUGGAUCGCGUGGCGUACUUGUUGACGUCGGCCGCGAAUCCGUCCGACGACACGUCGCUGUCCGUUCGCCUAAGCAUGGUCAAGGCGAGAGACUCUGAGCUGCAGAAGCACAGACGAGACGCCGAGGCUCUGAAGCGCAACAACCCCGCGGUCCAACUGGCCAACAUCGAGGCCGCCAUGGCCAAGGCCAGCACCGGGCUGUCGGAGCACCGCGAGUACCUGGAGAGCAAGCUGUCGGCGCUGCGGCGCUUCACCGGCCAGUUGGACGCCGUCAUCGCCUGGGUCAUGGAGAUCAAGACGCGCAUCAACAUCAGCAAGGACCUGAGCGAGCCGGACCGCGGACGGGUCAUCGAGAACAUCAUGACCAACGUGUACGAUCGCGACGUGGAGGUGACUGACGUCCUGGAGAACUACAACAACCUGGAGAAGGAGUGCGAGGGCGCCAAGCAGCCCGUCUCCGUCGAGUUGCAGGAGAAGGUCCGCAAAUUGCGCGAGGACUGGAACUAUGUGAAGAACCGCGGCGAGCCCUGUGCCGUGUCGGCGCUGCCCCUGGCCGCGGAGGCCGCCGUGCCGCCCGCCAGAGAGCUUUUGAUGGAAAUGUCAAUUUGUGAUGAGAUUGUCACCAUUUGA
Molecule: messenger RNA, 8528 nt
Organism: Thrips palmi
Lineage: Eukaryota; Metazoa; Arthropoda; Insecta; Thysanoptera; Thripidae
Product: dystrophin, isoforms A/C/F/G/H-like
Exons: 40
Coding region: 309-8528 (2739 amino acids)
Biological process (GO): synaptic signaling
Cellular component (GO): plasma membrane
Molecular function (GO): protein binding
Source: RefSeq, a predicted model, not a curated record